This is a messenger RNA of Sphaerodactylus townsendi, 3434 nucleotides long. RefSeq names its product axonemal dynein light chain domain containing 1 (gene AXDND1). Lineage: Eukaryota; Metazoa; Chordata; Lepidosauria; Squamata; Sphaerodactylidae. The transcript has 25 exons. The record is from RefSeq and is a predicted model, not a curated record. The coding region runs from base 1 to 3183 and encodes 1060 amino acids.
AUGUCUGCUAACAAGGAACUGGCUCCCAAGUUGCCAUCUACUCCAAAGCAUGAGAAGAGAAGAACAAAAGAUGCCUCUUCCUUAGUCCCAACUAUCAAGGAAGGCAAAGAACUUCCAGAAUUAAGAAGGAAGCCAAGUGCGGCAGAUAAUUGGAAGCACCCUUCCUUACGGAAUGAUUUCAUCCCAGAAGAGAUUUUUGUUGCUCUCACCUCUGCAGCCAACCCUGUCCCCUGCCCUUCCUAUCUCAGGCCUCCCACAAAAACCAAAUAUAUGAAAGACUUACAGGGCUGCAUUCGCACUGCUGAUGGAGUUUGGCAGCAUCCUAUUCGUCGAAAUAGGUUUCGCUACCUGAUACAGAAUCCCAUCUGCCUGACUGGAGCAGGAAGGGAUGCCUCUUUUCUGUUUGAUGUCAUUGCUGAGAAAGAGAGGAGGGAUACUCCCCCAUCUCCUCUGUUGGAUAAGACUCCACCCAGUAAAAGUUCCAAGGACGAAGCAGCUGUCACCAAACCACCAGGAAAUAUAGCAGAUAGCAUUGUCCCAGAGGAAUUUCACGUAGUAAAGAACAAAGGUGUCAUAGGUUUGGAAUAUUAUGAUGAUAAAUAUACAACUCUGCUUGAAGACCAUGAAAACAGGCUGCGAGUCUUCCCAUCCUUGAAGCCGUCUGGGAGGCUGGAGGUUAUCCAGCUGAUGAAGGUCAUGGACACAAUGUUGGAAAGGGCUGGAGUAACUGAUGAGGGCGCUGAGAUUACGGGCGUUUCUCAGAUGCGCAAUGCCCUAGAACUGCUGAAGGUGGAGCAGAAUAUCUACAACAUAGUGUUUCAUGAGAUCAUUCGACAAGUCAGCGUGGACUGUGUGGAACGAGGAGAACUCCUCUCUAAGCUCAGGCAAAGAUAUGUUUUGCUGAUGAAUCGGAUUCCCAGGCAGAUGAAGGAUGUCUACAAAGAAAUGGUAGCCCAGAGGGUGCUUGACAAGCACAUCACGGAGGAAUUGUUCAGGUUUAAGGAAGCUGUCGGAGAACUGACAAGGGAACUGCAGAUGGUCCGAGAACAUGACAACAGAGCAACCAUCGACGCAGAACUGGCCUAUAAGGAACUCGCCAGGGCAAUAUGGGAUGCUGAGUUGAAUAAAAACCUUUUGGAUGAAUACCGUCAACUGUAUGAACUGCAGAGAGCAAGACUUGAGGCCCAAAUUCACCAGCUAACUGAAGAGAAAGAACUCUGGAGUGGUGCUGCAUAUGACCUUGCCCUCAAGGUGAUUGACAAGAACAAGGUGAUCUUGGCUCGCAGGCUAUAUGGUAGUGAAAAGGCCUGGAUCAAUGUCAUGAGGCACUUCGCUAUUCUUUUGACAUCAGAGGAUGCCAAGGAUCUUUCUUGUCUGCAGCAGCUGACACAGGAGUACAGAGAAUUCCUGCGCCAAAUUGACGCAGAGAUAAAUCAAGCUGAAGACUCUAGCAGGCAGCAAUUAAGUACCAUUAUGAAUGGCAUGAAUAGGUGGCUCAGUUACUUCCGGGAUGAUUUCCUUGGAAAAGGAACUUACACUUCUGCAAAAGGAGCUGUCUUGUUGAAUGAUAUCCUAGUGGACCUCAAAGACUGGGAGAUGAUACUGAACAAGCAGUUGGAUCUGUAUGGGGGAGAUGUUCACCUGGCAAGGAUACAGCCCCUGGUGAAAGCUGAAAAGCUUCAGAAAGAGUGGAUGGAGCUAGGAAGGGCUGUGCUUAGCCGCCACAAGACUCUCAAGGGCGGUAUGCCUCCUGAGUGGAAGCUGCUGGAGGAAAUCAACGAAGACUGCAAACAUCUCUGUCAUCAGUAUGCUAUAAGGAGCGGUGGGGACAAUGGAGUCACAAGGAUUUUAACAAGUUUGAUUAAUAGUUUGGAAGACUGGGAAUUCAAAUUGUUAGCCAGCAAGCCAAAGUCAGAGAUGCUUGAAAAUGACUGGGUGAAAUUUUUCCAAACUGUUACUGACUGGCUGAUUCAGAUGAAUGAUCUGUUGAAGUUUACUGGUUCCUGUGAAACUCCAGAGGACCGAAGGUUUAGAAUAAUUCAUAUCCUGAUAGAACCAGAGGAUGUUUUUAAGAAGAUUCCGCAGUGGCUCCUGACCACCAGUAAUAGUUCUGAGAGAGGAAACAUCCAACUUGCCCAGGAAAUGACAGAGUUCCACAGCAUGCUGAGUAAGUGGAUGGUGAACCUGCUGCUGUUCAUGGUGCCAGACCAUACCUCUCGCGAGAGCCUUCCUUUGACCGAUGCAGAAAUAAAGAGACGGGAACAGCGGAAGCUGCUGGAUGUUUUCAGCCUGGAAGGAGAAGCUGCGAGCCUGGCUGUCAAGAUGAGCAAGUUUUCCAGUUAUGUCUUAAGCUGCUGCAAGGAGAUGGUGUCAUCGAUAACACAUAAGCACAUGACUAAUUUUGAUCCGGAUCCAGAAUAUGAAUUUAAACAGUUGGGUAAGAUCCAGACAGAAUGCUUAGACUGGAUCCAAACCUGCAAUAUUAUCCUAUCUGGAAUGAAGACCACACCUACCACUUUAAUGAGCACAGAGGAGCUGAUUGGCCUGUUUGGGACAGAGGCACUUCAGCCAAAACGCCAACUGCCGGACAGGGACCUCUCUCCCGUUGAAUCAGAACAACCUCCCACAGAGCGUAAGGAAGAUGAAGGUUGGGAAUCUGGCAGUAAGGACACCAUGCCUGAGAAGCAAACGCUGGAAACAGAGCAGAAAACGGCCGUGCCCGGCACAAGCGCUGACCAAGAAGCUGAGAGUGCUGAGGGUUCACAGUUGAUCAGAUACAUUGGACCUGAUUCUAAUGUGCAUGUUAAGACGGUUGAGACGGAACAAGUCACAGUCUCAGGGAGGGAGCUGUAUGCUAGCCAGUGGACCACUAAAUACUCAAGGAAAGAAUUUCAGAUGCUAGCUUCUCUGGAAAUUCUGGAAGAACGGCUCCUGGAAGCUGAACAGCGGGCCCAGCAAGCUGAGGAAAAAUCAGAAAGCCUUCAUGAGCAGCUGGAAGAAGCUUUAACAAAACUCCAAGACUUGGAGGAUGGGGAACCAAUAGAGGAGACAACCCCAGAAAUACAAUCAAAGCGUAAAUCAGUAGCUCUGCCAUCUGAGGAAACACCUGAGCCAGCACGCCCACAUGUUGCUUCAUCAAAAUCAUCCACUAAGGCUAGGAAGUCCAUGAAACCCAAGCGUUAAACAACAUGACGACCUCAAGAAAGCCUUUGGGCUCCUACUUGUAGCUGAUAUGGGGCACUGUUUGAAGACUACUUAUGACCCUGUUAAUAUAUUAACAUGGUUCAUGGACAGCCUUUGGCUGAACCCAGAUGGACUGUUUCCCAAGUCUUUAUUCACUGGUAAAAUAUUUAAAGAGUGGGGUUUCCCUGUCAGUGUAUUCACCCACAAAAUGGAGGAAAAUUUUGUUUUGAAAUGUGUCAAGAUCUUCCCCA